AUGGCUGAUGCCUCCGGCAUAUUCAGCGAAUGCGCCAUCGCAUUCGUGCCCAGCGCUUCGCUGCCUCCAAAGCUAAUCAGCAGUCUCCAAGCCAUUCUGACAGAACACGGCGCCACGGCGGUCGACUAUCGACGCGAUGGAUCCCUCCCGAUUGAACGAGUCAGCCACAUCAUCUCCAACACGAUUGAUUUCCCGCAGUACAUCGAGUCGCAGGCGUUCAUGAUCCCCGUUGUGUCAACGCAGUGGAUCACCGUCUCAAUAUCUCGGCGGAGGCAAGCUCAAGUGCGGCCCUUCUCGCCUGAUCCACGCAUGAUUUUCUCAGAGGUCAUGGUUACAUGUGCGGACAUACCACCGAUGGAUAAGGAGAGCAUCCUAGGAGCAACCAUGGCGCUGGGCGGACAAGAGUCCAAGGAUGCAGGCAAGUUGACGACGCACAUUUGUGCGCUCUCCAUGGACCAUCCCAAGGUUGUCAGUGCGCUGGAGAAGAAUUGGAAGGGCAAAAUUGUAUUGCCCCACUGGUUCGAUGACUGCUUUAAGCUGGGAAAGAGAAUCGACGAAGGACCCUACCUGCUUCCCGAACCCGAGAUUCUGAAAAAGGGCCCCGAUGAGGACCUCGAUAUUCCAUCGAAUAAUAACCUGAUCGGAGCCUCAUCAGCCAAUCCUGAGUUCAUAUCUCUAUCCGACGGAACCUCUGCCAGACCACCCGUUACUGUCUUCCAAGACAAGAAAAUCUUGCUCGGAGCGGAUUUGAAAAUCACCGGUCGUCUCGAGAAUGCCUUGAAAGACAUCAUUAUCUAUGGCGGCGGCCGGCUAGUGCAAGACGUCGAUGACUGCGACACGUUGAUCUGUCAGUAUCGGGAUGGCGAGCAGUACGUGCGGGCCUCUCAAUCGUGCAAAGAGGUUGCCAAUUUGUCUUGGCUCUAUUUCCUCAUUGCUCAUAAUGAAUGGACGUCGCCUCUAAAUCGAUUGCUUCACUAUCCCAUUCCUAAGAAUGGAAUCCCGGGCUUCAAGGAUAUGCGCAUCACCGUAUCCAACUAUGGUGGUGAGGCACGCAUAUAUCUUGAGAACCUCAUCAAGGCGUGCGGUGCCGAGUUCACCAAGACGAUGAAGGCGGACAACACCCAUCUCAUUACAGCCCGCAACUCUAGCGAGAAGUGCAAAGCUGCUCCUGAAUGGGGUAUCACCGUUGUCAACCACCUCUGGAUCGAAGAGAGCUAUGCGAAGUGCGAGAUCCAGCCGGUCAAUGUGAAGAAGUAUAAUCACUUCCCCAUUCGAACAAACUUGGGCGAAAUUAUCGGGCAAACCACGUUUAACGAGUCUAGACUGAGAGAUUUGUUCUAUCCAGGGGGCGAGGAAACCAUGUCACCAAGAGCCAAAAGGAAGAGAAAGAUCCUUGAGGCCGCAGAAGACAAUGCGUAUUCACAUGGUCCCAUGGAGGGCGUUGUGAUUGGCGAAGUCGCCCAGGAAGGAGAGUCUGAUGCUAUGCAGGAGGACAACAGCGAGGAGGAUGACAUUCCAUCUGUGGCAUCAAUAAAGAGCCGACCUAGCAGAACUCUCGCAACGCCCAAAAGAGCCCGACCUGCAGACGCAGGUAAAGAAAAUGAGACGCCUACGUCCAUGUCUACUGGUGGACGGAGUGCUAAAACAAAGGCCAUGGAUAGGCUCUCAUUGAUCGCUCCGGAUAUCGCUCUCUAUGAAAAGGAAAAGAAGAGAAAUACCAAGCCGGGAACUCCUUUCGGUGGCAAGCACGCUGCGAAGUUGACAGAGGAGAAUGUCAAUAAAAAGAAAUCAGCUGGCCAUAAAGAUGUCGAUGGCGACGAAGACCGGCCGGCCAAGAAGUCAAGACCAUCUCUGCCUGGCGUUGAGAUGCGCAUUAUUUUAACAGGCUUUACAAGAUGGGUGGGAAGCCAAAUUAAAGAAGAUCAAGAUCGACGAAAACUCCGCGAUCUCGGUAUUCAGAUUGUCCAGGAGGGUCAACCUUGCGACUAUCUAGCGGCGCCGCAUGUUGUGAGGACAGUCAAAUUCCUAUGCGCCCUAGCACGCGGGCCGACCGUCAUCUCUUCGACAUUUAUCGAGAAAACUCUCGAGACGGGCAAGCUUCAAGAUGUGGAAGACUUUAUCCUCAGAGAUGCCGAGGCUGAAUCCAAGUACGACGUUAAUCUCGAGAAAUCUGUUGCCAGGGCCAAGGCCCACCGUGGCAAACUCCUUCGAAGCAUUCCCAUAUACUGCACUGAUAAAAUCAAGAAUGGGCCCGAGAGCUAUCGCGCUAUUGCAGAAGCCAAUGGUGCCAUGUUCAUGAUCUAUCGUGCACGAAGCGGAACGACUAUCAAGCCAACCACCGCGGAGCAAGACGGGUUUGCACCUCCUGAGCCAGUUUACCUUCUGAGCGGUGCCACUCCAGAAGAAAAGCAGCUAUGGAAGCGCUUCAAGGAGAUGGCAAUAAACGGCCACAUGGAGCCUAGGGUGGUGUCGCCGGACUGGCUCCUUGAUGUUGCAAUGGCGCAACAGGUGCGGUUUGAUAAGAAAUUUCUGCUCGAAACAGAAUGA
Molecule: messenger RNA, 2547 nt
Organism: Trichoderma gamsii
Lineage: Eukaryota; Fungi; Ascomycota; Sordariomycetes; Hypocreales; Hypocreaceae
Exons: 4
Coding region: 1-2547 (848 amino acids)
Biological process (GO): double-strand break repair; DNA double-strand break attachment to nuclear envelope
Cellular component (GO): nucleus; Cul8-RING ubiquitin ligase complex
Source: RefSeq, a predicted model, not a curated record